AGGACUGAGAAGUGGAUAAGAGGAAAGUAGCGUAGAGAAAGCAGAGGGAAGAAGAAGAAGAAUGGAGAAGUAUUUCGGGAAUGCUUAUCGUGGUGACCCAGGCGUACCCCAUGCCGAUCCCGAACGAUUCGUGACCAUUUGGAUCGGUGCCGCUGCAUUCUCUGUUCUCACCUAUAUCAAUCCCUACAUGUGGCAGCUCUCUAAUCAGUACAAUUGGCAUGAUAAAGCAAUGUUAUUUGAGCAAUAUCACUGGAAGAAGGCAAUGAAGAAGAAUGAACCAUAUGAGUUCCAGUGGAACAAGAGGUGGGACAAGGACCACCGAGAUUCGUACUACUUCAACUGGCCCGCUUACUUCCCCUAGGUCCUUUCUAUUUUUGUUUCUUGCCGACAUUGUCUUAUCUUAAACUUUGGUUGCAAACCUGGAGAAAAUUGAUACCCCUCCCCCCUCAUGCACUAUCAAAUUUGACAUUUUGAAUGUGACUUAAAAAGCAACUACAAGCAUGUGUUUCUUGGGCC
This is a messenger RNA of Lotus japonicus, 516 nucleotides long. RefSeq lists its product as uncharacterized. The record is from RefSeq and is a predicted model, not a curated record. Bases 62 to 361 code for a protein of 99 amino acids. NCBI's taxonomy places the organism in Eukaryota, Viridiplantae, Streptophyta, Magnoliopsida, Fabales, Fabaceae. The transcript has 3 exons.